Messenger RNA from Staurois parvus, 771 nucleotides. The record is from the annotation of a GenBank genome assembly. Lineage: Eukaryota; Metazoa; Chordata; Amphibia; Anura; Ranidae.
CUCAGCAUCUACUUCCCGUACGUACCCAUCACUGUCAUACCUCCGUACUCCUCUCCCGUACAUACCCAUCACUGUCAUACCCCGUACUCCUCUCCCGUACAUACCGAUCACUGUCAUACCUCCGUACUCCUCUCCCUUGUACAUACCGAUCACUGUCAUACCUCCGUACUCCUCUCCUGUACAUACCGAUCACUGUCAUACCUCCGUACUCUCCUCUCCUGUACAUACCCAUCACUGUCAUACCUCCACACUCCUCUCCUGUACAUACCCAUCACUGUCAUACCUCCGUACACUACUCUCCUGUACAUACCCAUCACUGUCAUACCCCGUACUCCUCUCCUGUACAUACCCACUCCUCUCCUGUACAUACCCAUCACUGUCAUACCUCCGUACUCCUCUCCUGUACAUACCCAUCACUGUCAUACCUCCGUACUCCUCUCCUGUACAUACCCAUCACUGUCACCCUCCUACGUACUCUCUCUGUCAUACCCAUCACUGUCAUACCUCCGUACUCCUCUCCUGUACAUACCCAUCACUGUCAUACCUCCGUACUCCUCUCCUGUACAUACCCAUCACUGUCAUACCUCCGUACUCCUCUCCUGUACAUACCCAUCACUGUCAUACCUCCGUACUCCUCUCCUGUACAUACCGAUCACUGUCAUACCUCCGUACUCCUCUCCUGUACAUACCCAACACUGUCAUACCUCCGUACUCCCUCUCCUGUAUGUAUACCCAUCACUGUCAUACCUCCACACUCCUCUCCUGUACAUA